Molecule: messenger RNA, 1365 nt
Organism: Delphinapterus leucas (beluga whale)
Lineage: Eukaryota; Metazoa; Chordata; Mammalia; Artiodactyla; Monodontidae
Gene: BTNL2
Product: butyrophilin like 2
Biological process (GO): T cell receptor signaling pathway; regulation of cytokine production
Cellular component (GO): external side of plasma membrane
Molecular function (GO): signaling receptor binding
Source: RefSeq, a predicted model, not a curated record
AUGGUGGAUUUUCCAGGGUACAGUCUGUCUGGUGUAGUUGCCUCCUUUUUCUUUGUACUGCUCAGCAUGAAGCAGUCAGAUGACUUUAGAGUGAUUGGUUCUGCCCAUCCUACCCUGGUCAUGGUCGGGGAAGAUGCCCUACUAACCUGUCAGCUCCUCCCUAAGAGGACCACGAUGCACAUGGAGGUGAGGUGGUACCACUCAGAGCUCAGCACACCUGUGUUUUUGUAUCGGGAUGGAGCUGAGGUGACUGAGAUGCAGAUGGAGGAGUACAGAGGCCGGGUAGAGUGGAUAGAGGACAACGUUACUGAGGGAAGUGUGGCUCUGAAGAUACACAACAUCCGGCCAUCUGAUCAUGGGCAGUACUGGUGCCGUUUCCAAGAGGGAAACUAUUGUGGAGAAACAAGCUUGCUGCUCAACGUAGCAGGUCUGGGGUCUGACCCUUACAUCCACAUGGAUGGAUCUGUGGAAAGUGGACUCCAGCUUGUGUGCACUGCAAAAGGCUGGUUCCCAGAACCUCAGAUUUCUUGGCAAGACAUCAGGGGAGAAAAGUUGCUGACUAUGUCUAAGCAUAGCAUCCAAGAUGAAGAUGGCUUGUUCUAUGUAGAAAGCACUCUUGUGGUCAGGAAUGUCUCUACAGAGAUUGUGUCCUGCUUUAUCCACAGCCCCACACUCACUGAGGAGAGGGGCUCAGACAUCUCCAUCCCAGAAAAACUCCAGACAGAGCUGGCUUCCUUAAAAGUGAUUGGACCUUCCCAGCCCAUCCUUGUCAGAGUGGGAGAAGACAUACAAUUAACCUGUUCCCUGUCCCCAAAGACUGAUGCACAGAGCAUGGAGGUGAGGUGGGUGCGAUCACACCGUUAUCCUGCUGUUUAUGUCUAUAUGGAUGGGGACCAUGUGGCUGGAGAGCAAAUGGCCGAGUAUCGAGGGAGGACUGCAUUGGUGAGUGAUGCUAUCAGUGAGGGGAGGCUGACCCUGCAGAUAAACAAUGCCAGGACUUCAGAUGAUGGGAAGUACCAGUGCCUCUUUGAAAAAGAUGGUGUCUACCAGGAGGCUGAUUUGGAUCUGAAGAUCAUAGGUUUGGGUUCUUCCCCUCAGAUCUCCAUGGAGACACUGAAGGAUGGAGAAACAAAGCUGAAGUGCACUUCAGAAGGGUGGUUCCCACAGCCCCAUGUGCAAUGGAGGGACAUGGAAGGAAAGACAAUACCAUCAGUUUCCCAGGACCUGACUCAAGGCAGCCAGGGCCUGUUCCAUGUGGAGGCAUUUCUACUGGUCAAAAACAGCUCUGUUGUGAAUGUGACCUGCUCCAUCAGCAACCCCCUUCUUGGUGAGGAGAAAAUGACAACUUUUUCUCCUUCAGGUUAG